Didymella exigua CBS 183.55 is the source of this 2893-nucleotide messenger RNA. RefSeq lists its product as uncharacterized. The record is from RefSeq and is a predicted model, not a curated record. The transcript has 3 exons. Gene Ontology annotation, molecular function: DNA-binding transcription factor activity, RNA polymerase II-specific; zinc ion binding. The coding region runs from base 393 to 2582 and encodes 729 amino acids. Gene Ontology annotation, biological process: regulation of DNA-templated transcription. Lineage: Eukaryota; Fungi; Ascomycota; Dothideomycetes; Pleosporales; Didymellaceae.
GAUUGCCUUCGGCCGACACAGAGGAACCACAGGCCUUGUGGACGCGUUGCGUGCGAAUUUCCAGGAAGACUGCAGGAUCGAUCGGCGUCCUAGGAACGCGCUUGCGCGGCGGACGAGCUGAUUUUAACACGUGCCCCGAUCGAUGUACGAUCGUACAAUUCAGACAAACCCUCCUUGAUGCCCACGUUGACGCAUGAGGACAACUCAUUACUUGCGCAUCUCCCAUCCAUCGGACAACGUGUCGAGUGGACGGAUCUCAGUUCAGCGGAUGUGGAAAUUGUACCAUUGAUUCAGAACCUGAGCCCCCCAGACCUCCCCCGCACGCUUGUGAGGUGGACAUUCAGUACGACAGCGGCCGCCUCGUCCGGAACAGUACUAGGAUCUUAAGCGACAUGCCUAAGCAGCGCCAAACUUGCACGCGCUGCAGCCAGCGUCGGCAAAAGUGUGAUCGAAGCAAGACAGGGAAGGCACCUUGCAGUCGGUGCGUGCAGAACAACGAGGGCCAUUUGUGUAGCACGGUGUGGGCUGGUGGUUAUGAUCCAGCUGUGCAUCGUAAGUAUCCGAGGAGAUCUUCGCCUACCGCAUCAUGGCCUGCAAGUAGCGAGACUGCUUCCUCACACGAUACUCCACCCUCCUUCCCAGCUGCUGAACAGCUCAAACUGCCAGCCUUGACACCUGAUAUACAAACCCCAUCACGAUCUCGCGAUCAAACGUUACCCUCACACUUCCGAUCUGGAACUUUAUUGGCUGGCCCACUCUCAGCUGUAGGACCGGAAGCUCUAUCGGCAGGAGCCCAUCGAUACCCAGAGAUUACCAUUGGAGCACUAACUUCAGAAAAAGAUGUCUCAACAGUACCUCUAUUGGACCAAGAGUCCAAGAACAUGCGGCCUAAAGAAACAUCGUUCUUCGAAAGGAUGGGAACUGCCACGAACUCUACCAGUUGCUUUUCGCCAGCUGCAAGAGCUGUAGAAACCGUGCAGAUGCAAUCACUCCUACCUUCAACGGAGAAGAUACUAGUCAUGGUGGAAUAUCAUGAACAGUUCUUGACUUACUGGGGUGGUGGUCUGUAUCAUGGCCCAACCUUGAAGAAGGAAAUACGAAAAGCAUCAAACCCCUCUGGCAAGAUCGACUUGACAACUGUGGACUGGCGAUGGACAGGCCUCAUCUUCUCGAUUUUGUCUGCAGGCCUUAUAGGCUCACCAGAAGGUGUCUCUCUUGAGUGGGGCUUCUCGAUUGAGGAAAAGGUCCGUCUGUCAAGGCUAUGGGGGGCUGCGACCGUCACAUCUCUUAACCUUGGUGACUACACAUCGCGGUAUCAUCUGGCGUCCGUACAAGCAAUCAUGAACUUGCACGGUUUCGAGCAUCUUGUAGGCUCGUCAAACCAAUGGGCCGCGCUGCAGAGCGUAGCUAUGGUCAUUGCAAGAGGUCUCAAUCUACAUCGAAUUGGUCCCCACCCAGACGAUGAGAGGUUACCGUACCUUGACGAGGAACAGAGAGAGGCAUUCAUUAAGAGGGAAAUUGGGCGUCGCAUAUGGUACGCUGCCGCAACUCAGGAAUGGUUGAGCUCGAGUUCCCAGCCCUUCCAGGGACACAACAUACAACGAAAACAUUUCACGACGUCGAAGCCAGCCAUAUUCGACGAGGAAACUGUCUUGCCUGUUGAGGAAGGUACACCAACCUUUGCUGUGGUGGGCAACUACUUCUUUGAGUAUGCCUACUUGCUCCUUCGGUUUGGAGACGCCAUGCUCGAAGCCGAAGAUUUGGAUGAAACGUCAAGGUACAACUUGAUCUUGAAGUGGGAUGGUGAAUUGCGAUCGAACUAUGCCGAGAAGAUCCCCAAGUGCCUGUCACAUCGGAUGCCUCUUCAGCCUCAUUGGCCCAAGUGGGUCAGUUGGGCGCGAAGGCUACAUGAAGCAUCAUGCAGCCAUAAGAUCAUCAUGAUUCACCAAAGUUUUUUGAACAAAAGCUUCAAGGACGUCCGCUACACGUACAGCCGUUGGGCUUGCGCGACUGCUGCAAGACAUGUACUCUCGCUGUAUCCGAAGCGGGAGCCGGACGAGCCGCAAUUCUGGGUUGAGCAAGCAUUCUCCAUCACAGCUGGCAUCUGCCUCAUCCUGGACCUAUUCCAUCGAAGUGAGAUCAACGCAGAAGCUCAGGAGUACCUUGCCUGCGUCAGACGAGCUGUCGUCUACCUUGCCUCCUUUCCAACCAGUGCAGUAGCCAACCACGGUGUGCGAGUGUUGACCUCGUUGCUGCAAGAAUACAACAAGAAGGUGGAAGCUGCCCGCGGCAGCACCGACGCAUGGCCCACUUCUCAAGCUGCGUCAUCUCAAAUUCCUCCACUUUUUAAGGGCCUAGAUAAUGCAGCAAUUGGCGAGGCUGAACUUCUGCCACACUCCCUAUCCGCCAAUCCCGAAGUUCCGCUGUCAAAUGAUGCGACAUCUGCGUUCAACUUCGAUAUUGACAUGAUGGAGUUUGAGGAUCUUUUGGACAUUUUGCCAACAGAAAUGGGCGUCGACACCAACGCAUUCUACGAUGGCAUGCUAUCUGCGUCCAGCGGCGCAUACAAUCCAAGCUGGUAAGCUCAAAGCCAUUGUGCGAUCCCAAGCGCAACCGACAGGAUGAGCAAGAAUCGAACUUGACGAAACCUUCUAGGGGCGUGGGCUUUGAGUUACCGAGGCACGAGGAACCCCACCAUAGUCGAACUCCCGCCUUGCAUACCAAUCCAUCAACCAUUACCUCGCAGUCUCCUGCAGUUAACAUUUCAGGUCGCAUACGAUCAGACUACGAGUCGCCGGUAACGCUCGCACAUUGCAUGCCAUGAAGGCCAUUCAGAUUGACAAGUUCGUCACAGAUCUUGGAAGUGUAACACCGAAGGAUGUACCAUCCCCCA